CUGCAAUAGCCAAGAAUGAUCAUCAGUGACAAAUUAAUGAUUUUACACACACACGCACUUCGCUAUUGGUACAUGUAAUCUCGUCAUUUUAUUUUAGAUGGAUUUGGUAACCAUGAUCAAUUAGUGGCCAUCAUCUGAAAUCAAAUCACAUACAGUCGUAACCGAAUUAGAUUCCCAAAAAGGUUAAGGACUUUCGUCAAAUUGAAAAACGGAUCAUCAUUGUGAUUCCGAUAAUAUCAAUCGUAUUCUGGAAAGACAAUACAUUCAUUAACCAUAAUGACAACAAACAACAGUGAUGGUGCGACAGAUACCGGAACGACCGGUGAACAAACCGGGCAUGAUCAACAUCUUCAAGUGCCAAGAAAACUACGUUCGGCGACAAUUUUAAGCUCGAAAGAAGUGACUUGUGGUAUUGGGACAUUUCGGCCCCAAUUUCUACAAAAUUUUGCCUCGGCCAAUUUUUUCGUCUUAAAUUUCUCCAUAUUGGCGAUAUUGCAAGGAGCAUUAUUCACUUACAUGGUCGGCAUCAUAUCCACCCUAGAAAAGCGUUAUGCUUUCGAAACAAAAAUUUCCGGUUUCAUUUUGAUUGCAGAUAAUCUAAGCCAAAUGGUUGUCUCUCCAAUUGUUGGCUAUUUAGGUUCAAAGUAUAAUCGAUCCCGUUUAAUUGCUUUGGGGGAAUUAGUUGUUGCAUUUUCCUGCUUCCUAAGUGCUGCCCCUUAUUUCAUCUACGGUACAGCUUCACAUCUUGGUUCGCAAGUUUUCAAUAAAACUUCAGUUACAAAUUCUGAAAUGUGUGGAGCUAAAGAUACUGCAUUCUGUGAACAUCAUGAAGGACAUUCGACUGUCAUAGUAGCCGUGGUCCUUUUAUGGUUCUCAUGUUUUUUCAAUGGAUUAGGAUAUACAGCAUUCUAUACGAUCGGAUUGCCACACAUUGAUGAUAAUAUUAAGAAAAAAAAUUCACCAGUUUAUUUGAGUAGUAUAUCUACUAUUCGAUUGCUUGGACCAGCUUUAGGAUUUAUAUUGUCAUCAAUUUGUCUGCAAUUUUAUGAAAAUCCAUUGUUGCCACCAUCAUUCAAUAAUCAUGAUCCUCGUUGGAUUGGAGCCUGGUGGAUCGGUUUUCUUAUUCUUGGCACACUCAUCCUACUAUUUACAUUUCCAAUGUUUUUAUUUCCAAAAUCAUUCGCCAAGGAAGAACUUAAUAAAAGUAAAACUUCCGAUACAGCAGACACUGAUAAUCGAGCAGACGAAGAUAAAGCUAAAGCGGUCAUCUCAUCAUCAUCUACCUCAGAGAACAUUUCCACUAUUCAAGAUGCUCGAAAAGCUUUUCUUCGAUUCUCCAAGAAUUCAUUGCUCAUCUGUCACAUGUGUAGUGGCGUAUUUCGUGUCAUUGGAUAUCUCGGGUAUUAUAUUGUCAAACCAAAAUACAUUGAGCUUCAAUAUAGACAAUCAGCAUCAAGUGCUUCGUUCUUCACUGGAGCUGCAUCUGUUUUGACCAUGGCUAUUGGAACGAUGGCCGGUGGUAUAAUCAUUCGACAAUUCCGUCCAAACGCACGUAGUAUAGCCGUUUUUGUCGUCUUAGUUGAACUGUUAUCAUCGUUGGCCAUUUUCAGUGGAAUGUUCCUACAAUGUCCCACGCCACACUUUUUUGGGCUAGAACAAUUGAAUCCAAGUUUAUCACAGAAUCCAUAUGGAUUGAAUCAACAUGAUUAUCGUUGCAAUCGGGACUGUGGAUGUACUGGAGAAGUAUAUCAACCGAUAUGUAUCAAGGACGGUGAUACAAAUUUUUUUUCGCCCUGUUUUGCCGGAUGUAAGUCAUCAUUUCAUUUGCCUGGUCAUGAAGUUGUGACAUUUCACAAUUGUAGCUGUGUACCUUCACCGCAAGUAACCACAUCCGGUCUUUGUCAAACUGAUUGUAAUCGUUUCCCCAUGUACAUCACCUUGAUUGCCUUGUCAAAUACAAUUGCAUCGACAGCUAGAACAGGUGAUACGCUCAUUACACUACGAUCAGUUGAUCCACAGGAUAAAAGUUUUGCUAUGGGCAUCAUGGGUACAGUAUUCGCUGUGUUUGCAUUUAUACCUUAUCCAUUGAUCUUUGGUACAAUUAUCGAUUCAACAUGUUUGAUAUGGGAAAAAUCCUGUGGAAAGACUGGAAAUUGUUGGUUAUAUGAUAUUGAUAAAUAUCGUAUCUACAUGCAUAUGAGUGCUUUUACAUUCUUGAUGAUCGGUGUUAUACUUGAAUGCGGUACUAUUUGCCUGGCUGGACGUAUUAAAAAUCUUUACGAUGAUAAUGAAGAUGAUGGCCAGCAAAUGAUCGAGUUGAAAUCGGCAGAACCACCACAACCUAUUGAACAGCCAUCACAGCCAACCAUUACAGUGACCAAUGUAGCUAAUGUGGAGAAUAGCGGUGGCACAAAAACGACAUAAUCGGCAUAAUUAG
Dermatophagoides farinae (American house dust mite) is the source of this 2437-nucleotide messenger RNA. RefSeq names its product solute carrier organic anion transporter family member 74D. The record is from RefSeq and is a predicted model, not a curated record. Gene Ontology annotation, biological process: transmembrane transport; sodium-independent organic anion transport. Gene Ontology annotation, cellular component: basolateral plasma membrane. NCBI's taxonomy places the organism in Eukaryota, Metazoa, Arthropoda, Arachnida, Sarcoptiformes, Pyroglyphidae. Gene Ontology annotation, molecular function: protein binding.